GCGGCAGAGAGAGAGGGGAGAAGAAAACGAAGCCAAGAAGAGGAGCCAAGAAGAAGCGAAAGGAAAGGAUCCGGGGUCUAAAGGAGGAGCUGAGCGCGGAGCGGCAGCAGCGGGCCGGGACUCGGACGGGCCGGCAGCCAACAGACGCCGAGCAGCGGACAGGCGGGUGGGAGGCGGCUGGGGGCAGGUGCGGGACCCGCCUACAGCCGCGGGGCGGCGGCCUGCCCGCGGGCGAGGGGCUCCACUCAGCACCCCGGCAGCUCGGCAGCCCCCGAGACCUAUGGUGCUGCGGCGGGAACUGGCUCCAGCUCGCCGCCUUCGAAAGGGGGCAGCGGAGCCCGCCGGCUCCGGCGCUUGGCUGGCAUGAGGAACCCGCUGAUCCUUCUCCUCUCCAUCUGCUGGAGCCUGGGGCGGGUGGAUGGUGUUCAUCCAGAAUGCAGGUUUCAGCUGGAAAUUCACAAGGAGGAAACAAGGUGCAUGGAGCUUCUAAAGGACACAAAGCCAGUGGACUACAAAGGAUGUGUUGGAGUUUGGGAUAACAUCACCUGUUGGCGUCCUGCAAAGAUUGGAGAGACUGUCACUGUCCCUUGUCCAAGAGUAUUUAGCCUGUUUUCUGGCAAACCAGGAAAUAUUAGCAAAAACUGUACAAGUAGUGGAUGGUCUGAUACGUUUCCUGAUAUCUUAAGUACUUGUGGAUAUAAUGACUAUGAAGAUGAUUAUAAGGUCAACUUCUAUGUGAGGGUGAAGGCAAUUUAUACCCUUGGACACAGUGUAUCUCUGAUUGCUCUUACAAUGGGAAGUAUAAUUCUUUGCCUCUUCAGAAAACUUCAUUGUACUCGGAACUACAUCCAUCUGAACCUGUUCCUCUCUUUCAUUCUAAGAGCAAUCUCUGUUUUAGUCAAGGAUGAUAUUCUCUAUUCCAGCUCCAACACAGCUCACUGUUCAGAGGAUCAAACCUCAUGGAUGGGCUGCAAAGCUAUUUUGGUGUUUUUUCAGUAUGGUGUUAUGGCAAACUUCUACUGGCUGUUAGUUGAAGGACUUUACCUCCACAUUCUCCUCGUGCUAAUAUUCUCCCCCAACAGACAUUUCACAAUCUACCUGCUCAUUGGGUGGGGAAUUCCUACCAUAUUCAUUAUUACAUGGACAGUGACACGGAUCAUUUUAGAGGACACCGGUUGCUGGGAUACAAAUGAGCACGGUGGUCCCUGGUGGGUUAUACGAAUACCCAUUUUAAUUUCUAUUAUAGUGAAUUUUAUACUUUUCAUUAGUAUUAUCAGAAUCUUACUGCAGAAGCUAAGGUCUCCGGAUGUUGGAGGAAAUGACCAGUCACAGUACAAGAGACUUGCAAAAUCCACACUGUUGCUUAUUCCGUUAUUUGGAGUUCACUACACAGUGUUUGCUCUCUUUCCUGACCGCAGUUCCAAUAACUAUAAAAUAAUCUUUGAGUUGUGUUUGGGAUCUUUUCAGGGGUUGAUUGUUGCAGUCCUCUAUUGUUUUCUGAACAGUGAGGUGCAAGGGGAACUGAAGAGAAAGUGGCGGAGUUUGUGCUGGAAGCAGACGGCAGGCAGAGACUACAGACUCCACAGCUCCUCCAUUUCUCGCAAUGGCUCAGAAAGCGUUUCUCAGCUCCACCGCAACUCGAGGGCUCAGUCGUUCAUGCAGACAGAGACCACCGUGAUAUAAAGCAGCUAGGUCCCUCCCAAGAGGCCAGGCCGGGGGGGAUGUAGCGUUCGUGACACAGGUGGACGCGGUACGUUACGAAAUGUGCAGCUUAGUGCUUUGCUUUGCUACCUGUUGGUAUCUGGGAAAUGGGUUCGUGCAGCCAGACAACGAAUAGUGGCAACACCUACCCCAUGGAUGCGUUCUGGUUCCAUUCUGAAGUUCUCUUGCUGUUUGCUGUUUACUGCAAUAGUCCCUUUACCUCCAGCGUACCUACAAGAUAGAAAGGUGGUGUCCUGUUUGAUGCAGAUUCUUCGGUACGUGUUGAAAAGGGUAAGCUGGGAAGAAAGAAAAAUUCUUAUGCUGUUUAUACUGAGGGAAAUGUUUAUUUCCUUAAUGAUUAAGAAAUUGUUUUCUAAUAAUGGAAAAUAAGGUAAAAAUGAUGGAAUGUAAGACUAUCAUUAAGCACACUGAGAAUUUAGUGAGCUAAUCCAGGAAAUCAUUACCAUUAUUUAUUCAGAGGGGAAAAAAGUAGAACUUGGCUUAAUUGCAUAACUUUCACGGAUUACUUUCUACAGAGUUUGAUUCCAAUUCUGUUCCUUUCAAAAGUGCCUGGUUUUAUGUGUAUGUACAGAAAGCCAGGCUACCUAUACAGUCCAUCCAGAAAAGAGUACUGUAAAUAGUUUUAGUUAAAACAUCAGCAUUUCCAGUAGUGCAAUUGCAAUCACUUGUUGUUCUCUCCUCUUUAAAAUCAAAGAGAUUUGUGUUGAUCUCCUACUAAACAAUUUUCUGAAGAGGUCUUUUAUUGCUAAGGCAGUCUGGGAUAGGAUAAACAGCCUUGGUUAAAUUACAGUUUGUAUGUAACAUUUUAAUUUAAGCAUGUCUCUAGAACUACAGCUGAAACAAGGAAUAUUGCAAUAUAGUUACACCUCCUGUUCAAGGAAUAAUGUUAGUUUUUCAAGCUUAAUUCUAUUCUAUAGCUGUCUGAGCUGAAUUAAAAAGUAGUCAUUACCAUGACUCUGGCCAAAAAAUUUAGAAUCUCUGAAAAUGACCAUAAAAGGCAUAAAUAGAAGGAAUUAUCAACAAUGCCAAGCCUCUUAUGUAGCCAUAAAAAAAAAAAAAAAAGGCAUAGAACUGUCAGGUUCUUAUAAACAUAGAAGGAACAUUUGCACUCUUUAAAAGAAAUAAACCCAGUAAUGUUUACUUCUCCUGUCCUGUUUAACUGUGUUCUCUCUAAAUAGCCAGUGAGAGUAAUACAUAUUUUCAUGCGUAUCUCUGAACCAUAAAAGCAAUUGCCCUGAUAUUUCAAAUAACAGAUUGUAUGGAGAUAGCAGAAUAGAAGGUCCAUGCUUCUGCCAGGGAAAGGGAAGAACAGCAGCGUGGGCAUGAGCUGGCAGGCAUACAUCCACACUCUUGGAAAUAUUAGCAGUGGUUGGACUAUUGUUUGCAGACAUCACAGCGUCCAUGCACCUCUCGGUCUGGUUUUGUUUAGCAGUUUAUUAGCCAGACACACGUUAUUUCAGUGGGAUUACCCUGCAGUGAUACAAAGUUAUGUCAGACCAAAGAUGGGAAAGGCCCCAUGCUUCACAUCAGUACUGCAGAACAGAUAGCUGUGAAAUGCAGAAGCAUGGAUUUGGUUUGGUUGGAAAAGGCCUCCAAUACUGGGUCCAACUGUCAGCCUAACACCACCAUGGCCAUUAAACCAUGUCCCGCAGUGCCACAUCUAGACAUUUUUUUAAUACCUCCAGGGAUGGUGACUCCACCACCAACCUGGGCAGCCUAUUCCAGUGGUUAUUCCAUGAUAGUAUUCCAGAAUGGCAUGUGACACCAAUCUUUACAGGAUAAAACAAUAAUUACUUGAUGAAUUGUUACUUUGCCACAUAUGACUAUAAAGACAUUAUUGAUCACGUCAUGUCAUUGAGAAUGUUCCCUACUAUUUCUUGGUGAUGUAACUGAGAUUCUGGAGUGAAAUAGGCUGCCCAGUGGAAGUACCUUGGGGUCUGAAGAUACACUACUACACACACACUUAAACUAAAUGCAUUCCCAAGGGCUUUCAACUUGGAAACCACUGCUAAAUUUCAGUCUCUCUCUUUUUUUUUUUAAUCUCUGAACAACCUUAUCAAUAAACUCUUCACUGCAAGCUUUGGGGGCUGCCCCUACACCUAAAUCAAAUGUGGCUGUGCACGUUGGGCUCCUUUGGCUGAAGUGGCAUUGGGACUGCUCAGCUCCCUGAGGUGUCAUGUAUGGGAUGCACCUGUUUCCCCAGAUUUCUGAGGUAGAAGGGUACUCUUCCCAAACAUUCAAGUGUACUCUUCUUUAUGUUCAAAGGAGGCUCUUUGUGAGAGCUGGCACACAGACAGAAUGUGCAGUCUGUUCUGUCUGAUGCACCACCAGGUUUAUGUGUUUGUAAUUCUUUGUACCCUAGGGAAACCCAUCUUUGCUCUAAUUAGAUGAACGUGGAGAAGAUCUGCAUUGUAAUGAUUUGUGAAUUAUAAACUAGAGAAGCUUAAGUAACAAAAUGCAUUUUAAGUUGCAACAAGACAGCAUAGUUUCCUUUAACAGGGUGCAGAUUAAUUUGGACUUGAUUCCACUUUUUAUGUGGGGAGUCAUGCCGUAUGAGACAUAUGAGUUUCACUAGUUGGGGAACAUUGGUGGUGUUACUAAGCUUGUAAAGGGCUAUGUAGAUAUGCAAAGAAUAUCACCCAAGGGAAUUGUUUUUUCUUUUUUGAAAGUGAGAAGUGCAGUCCUUUGUAGAGCAUCACCUCUCUACUGAAAAUCAAAGAGUCUGAAUAUAAAAAAUCUACUUUUCUGCGAGACAGUUUAACUUCAUAGUGCUUUUUGCAAGCAUUUGCAUCAGUAAAGGCCCAUAGGGCACACUGUGAUGACUUUUUACUCACAGAAUAUUCUGGCUUCCAAAUAUUUUUAUGCAGAGUUGCAGCGUGAAACCCAUCAUCACCUGUUCACCUAUUCACGCACAGAUACACAUCACAGUAAAAUGCAAAAGCAUCCAGUUUGACAAAUCUAGUAGUUGAUCAAUGAUUUAAAUGUUUAUGACACCCAUAAACAAGAUAGCUUUUAAUGGCUUUCUCUUCUACUGCAUUUUGCAGAGGAGAGUGGAGUUAAAUGCUCCUGUUCUAUGCUGCAGUGACUCUCAAGAGUUGAAAGGACAGUGCAAGAAAAUAGUUUGGCCUUCUGGCAUCCCUAAACCUCGUACUUGCCCAUUCCUAACAACAUCACCUAACAACAUCAGAGGAGGAAAUAGAGAGAGGGAGCAAGACAAGCAUAUGCUUACCAGCACGAUCUUGUCAUGUAGUGCUCCUCCCUUUCUGUCUUUAUUCCUUUACUACCUUUCUCCUUUGGGUUGCAUAAGCAUUCGGAUUGAGUUGUAGAGUCUUCACAAAAACAAAUCUGAUUCUUUUUUUCCCCACUGCGAACCCAAUAGCACAUCUUGUGAACUGUCUGGACAAAAAAAUAGUAAUGCAAUUCACUCUUGUGCUGUGGUAAAGUUGUGUUUAGGAGAUGCCAGGGAGGCACUAUUCGUUCUGAGUGAUGUUUACCAGCUUUACCUGCUGCCGAUGCCUGAGUGACACAGUGAAAGGUCACUGUCCAGUUGCUAACAGUGAUAAAAAUUUAGCUAUAUAACAAGUAUUGACUUAAAUUUCCCUCUGCAGAGUCGAUUUCAGCUAGGUGCUUGAUUAAACUCAGGUGAAAUUAAUCUGUCCUGGUUUCAGUGUCUAAAAGCUGGAUGUCUGUCUCUGAUUUAAAGACAUUUUAAGUGCCUUCCAUGGUUAUCACAAAAGAUAUAGGCAGUAGCUGGAGGUGCUUCAUCCCGUGUUCAGCUGGGCAUUUAAGGUAAGUAAGCUGAAUCACCUUUUUGUCUAUACUUCACAGAAAAUGUGUGCAGGGUUGCUGGAUAUACUUAGAUUUCUUACCUACAGCUAAAUUAGGUGAGAUGGAUCUCUUCAGUUGUCUGGCUAAUAUUAUCCAGACACUGCUUUUUAAGCCAAGUAAUUUGGAUUGGCCAGCGUUAUCCUCCAAGAAACAUGCAGGAUGAUUCUAAAGCUCAGGCAAUGAAAGAUCACUCAGUUCAUUUGGUAGAGUGUCCCUGUGGUUGACUACCUUCUGUGCAAAAACCAAUGGCCUUAUGUCCUGUUUUGAUUUGCACAGCUUCAGGUUUCAUCAGUUGUUUCACAGUUUGGGUUAGGCAUUUGGGGUUUUGUGUUUGGCAGAGGAAUCUCAUGCUAAACCAAAGUGCUUUAGACUACCGGGAAUUUUCUUUAUGUGAAGUCUCUUGAAGGUCAUGUUUUAAAUCAUACCUUGAUUUCCUCUCUGAGAAACUGAACAUCCAGUGAGGGCUUUUCUCAAAUACUCUACCUGAUCCUCUUCUGUGCCCCAUUUAAUUCAUAAUAUGUUUGGACAAGAAAAGCAAAGAAACUAUUUCAGUAUCUCCUCCUUCAGGCCUGCAUACACCAUUGACUGUUUCACACUUCCACUUGCAGCUCACCUGGUCAUACCUUUGAAUUGGCUAGUGACAUGCAGUAAGAUUAUUGCUGGCCUGUGUUUUGACAUCUAAACUACCCUUUUGAAUAUUUUAGCCCUGGUGUCUAGAUUAGGUGCACUAGUGUGCUUUUGCAGAGUAAUCUUAGAAACGUGGAGAGCACCUUUUUAGCCUUUGGAAGCAGUGUUGGUGUCCAUGCAGUGUUAAGAAUUUGACACAAGAGCCGAACAGACUGCAACUGAAUGCCAUGGUGAUGGGUGCUGCAGGUAGCCCACUGAGGAAGUACUCAGUUUAAGCAUGUACUGGAACUGUGCUGUAGCAGGAAUAACUAAUUGGUGGCAAAAAAGCAUGACAAAAUUUUUUCUGCACACAAGUUGGAGGCAGCAUGCCUCUAUAGCAUCUACUUCGUGUCCUAAUGCACCCCAGGCAGGCUUCCCUCUGCCUUAACGUGAUGAAGGAGAAAGAAUCUGGCACAGACCCUCAGCAAACCAGAGAAUCUGUCCGGGGCAGCUUUAUGGAAUAAGGCACUGCCAAGUGCAUGUGUCUCACUUCUGGCGUUAGGGACUAAAAUGUGCAUUAUUUGUCUCCUGUUUUUAUGAGUUCUGUGAGACGUCUCCUGCUGACUGUGAGUUUGUCCAUUUCAGCAAAGUGCUUGUGAAUAAAGUCCAGAUUGUACGGAACUUUUUCAGGCAUCUCUAAUGAAAAAUCAAGCAUUAAAUAUUUCUGAUAGCAAGGAAGAACCAGCAAGUAAGCUGCAGAGACAGCUGCUGCAUAUGUAAGGGUUAUUGUUGGAGCAGUUGCUCCCUGUGCAGUGAUACCGGAAACACUCUUACUGUCAGAAGCACCUUUGCGUUACCAUGAGUGCCUACAUGAGCUGUGUGGGUUGUCAGUACUAUCCUGACAUAACCAAAUGGCAGGAAUUAGAAUGCAGAGCUAGUCUGCUGAUGGGGAACAAAACCAGAUGUAUUUUAUGGUGUUGCAAGUGUACAUCAGGACAAGGUCUGAAAGCUCACCAUUAACUGUGCUACAGUUUAACUGCUGUGGUGAACCGCUGUGGUUCUGCCCAGCCCUAACACUGUGCAGUACAAUCCAAGCGACAGUUCCAGUGUCAGCUUAACCAGAGACUGAAAUAUCUGAACACUCUUUAUUUCCAAAAGAACUGUAUUAAGUUCAUGAUAACCUGCAGCUUUUUUGUUGUUGUUGUGGUGGUGUUUUUUUUUUCCUGGAACAUUAGUGUGAGUAUUGCAUUGAAAUUAUCUUUUGUCAUCUUCAUGAAUAACUUUGUCACAGAAAUUAAAGAUAUGUAAAUGAAUGUGAUUAUUUUUUACAAAAUGUACAGACUACAAUGCUGUAUAGACUGAUGUGUGUGUAAAUAGAUCUCCUUUUCAUUCACUA
Pogoniulus pusillus (Red-fronted tinkerbird) is the source of this 7552-nucleotide messenger RNA. RefSeq names its product vasoactive intestinal peptide receptor 2 (gene VIPR2). Lineage: Eukaryota; Metazoa; Chordata; Aves; Piciformes; Lybiidae. Gene Ontology annotation, molecular function: peptide hormone binding; vasoactive intestinal polypeptide receptor activity; G protein-coupled peptide receptor activity. Bases 364 to 1683 code for a protein of 439 amino acids. The record is from RefSeq and is a predicted model, not a curated record. Gene Ontology annotation, cellular component: plasma membrane. The transcript has 13 exons. Gene Ontology annotation, biological process: adenylate cyclase-modulating G protein-coupled receptor signaling pathway; cell surface receptor signaling pathway.